Corythoichthys intestinalis (scribbled pipefish) is the source of this 6109-nucleotide messenger RNA. It is a transcript of the gene plcg1, whose product is annotated as phospholipase C, gamma 1. The coding region runs from base 420 to 4361 and encodes 1313 amino acids. The record is from RefSeq and is a predicted model, not a curated record. Lineage: Eukaryota; Metazoa; Chordata; Actinopteri; Syngnathiformes; Syngnathidae. Gene Ontology annotation, molecular function: phosphatidylinositol-4,5-bisphosphate phospholipase C activity; protein binding. The transcript is spliced from 33 exons. Gene Ontology annotation, biological process: positive regulation of epithelial cell migration; phosphatidylinositol-mediated signaling; release of sequestered calcium ion into cytosol.
GUGAAAAAAUUCCCGGAAAAGGUAUGGUUUUGUUUUUAUAUUUUGACGUUGCUGGUGGUCGCUGGGAGGAGAAUUCAUUGGGCUGCCACUGCCAGUCUCCGACUUGAGUGAAAGACAAGACUUGCGAACCUUUGCCACGACUCUCGCGGUCUGCCUCUCCCUCUCUCUAUGGACAGUAGCCAGAGGGCAGACGAGAAAGCUGGACGUUUUGUUGACGGGAACUGGUGAGCCUCCCCGAGGUCUUGGCUGUGCUUGAAUUCCGGAAAAAGGAAGGAGAAGCAGAACGAAAGGCAAGAAACGGGAGAGCUGCAGCCGUGAGAGAUGUGCGGUCAGGCCGAGAUUGCGGCGGUAUCCUUGUCAAAGCCUGGGCUGAGCAUAUUGUUCUGAAAGGAAACUGAUAACAAACAGGGGAAGCGAACAUGGCUGGGACCUCAGGCUUCUUUUCCAACGGACCCAUCGCGUGGAUGGACAAUGAUGCAGAGAUGAACAACCUCUACAGAGACCUAGAGCUGGGCACGGUGUUGACACUAUUUUAUUCAAAGAAAUCUCAGAGGCCAGAGAGGAGGACUUUCCAGGUCAAGCUGGAAACUAGGACUAUUAUCUGGACUCGGGGAACAGACAAAAUAGAGGGCGAGAUUGACAUUCGAGAAAUCAAAGAGAUCCGACCAGGGCAGAAGUCGCGGGACUUUGAGCGCUAUAUGGAGGACUCCGCAGCCAGGCUAGAUCAAGCUCACUGCUUUGUCAUUUUGUAUGGGACAGAAUUUCGCCUUAAAUCUCUCAGCCUAGCAGCAACAUCGGAUGAAGAAAUGACCAUGUGGGUGAAGGGGUUAAACUGGCUUGUGGCUGACACGCUAAAGUCCCCAACACCACUUCAAAUAGAAAGAUGGUUACGGAAACAAUUCUAUGCUGUUGACCGCAACAGAGAAGAUAGGAUAUCCUGUAAAGAUCUGAAGAACAUGCUGAGCCAGGUCAACUACAGGGUGCCCAACAUGAGGUUCCUCCGAGAGAAACUUCCGGACUCUGAGUUGAGGAAUGGCGAAGUAUCCUUCAGCCAGUUUUCUCAACUCUACCGGAACCUCAUGUUUGAUGCUCAGAAAAACCUGGAGAUCCCAUUUUUGCAGAGGUUCAUUGACAGACCAGAACAGAGGAUCUCCCUUGAGGACUUUAAGAACUUCCUCCUGGAUUCUCAAAUGGAUAUGUGGGCUACAGAUGGCAGCAAGGUUCAAGAGUAUAUAUUUGGCUACCUGAAAGACCCUCUUAGAGAAGUAGAACAGCCUUAUCUUCUCCAAGAUGAGUUCCUGACGUACUUAUUCUCCAAAGAGAACACCAUCUGGGAUUCCUCCUUGGACCAAGUAUGUCCAGAAAAUAUGAACAAUCCUUUGUCCCAUUACUGGAUUUCCUCUUCACAUAACACGUACUUGACAGGUGACCAGUUUUCCAGUGAGUCGUCUCUGGAGGCGUAUGCUCGAUGUCUAAGGAUGGGUUGCCGCUGUAUUGAAUUGGAUUGCUGGGAUGGUCCUGAUGGAAUGCCAGUCAUCUACCACGGGCACACCCUCACGACAAAGAUCAAGUUUUGCGAUGUGUUGACCACCAUCAAAGAGCACGCAUUUGUUACGUCAGACUUUCCCAUCAUCCUGUCCAUUGAGGACCACUGUAGUAUUGUCCAGCAAAGGAAUAUGGCCACUUACUUCAAGAAACUUUUCGGAGACAUGUUGCUUACCAAGGCAGUGGAUAUUGCAGCGGAUGGCCUGCCCUCACCUCACCAGCUCAAGAAGAAGAUCCUCAUCAAGCAUAAAAAGCUUGCUGAGGGCAGCGCUUACGAGGAGGUGUCUACCUCUACUCCCUACUCUGAGAAUGACAUCAGCAACUCCAUCAAAAAUGGAAUUCUGUAUUUGGAGGAUCCCAUCAAUCAUGAGUGGUACCCUCAUUUCUUUGUCCUGACCAGCAGUAAAAUCUACUACUCAGAAGAGACCUCAAAUAAUCAGGCUAAUGAUGAGGAAGAGGAGCACAGAGAGGUUUCCAAUGGGAUGGAUCAACAUGUUACAGAAAAGUGGUUUCAUGGGAAAUUGGGAGCAGGGCGUGACGGGCGUCAGAUAGCGGAGCGGCUACUGUCGGAAUACUGCCUAGAGACUGGAGCGCCUGAUGGCUCCUUCCUGGUUCGAGAGAGUGAGACCUUUGUGGGAGAUUACACACUGUCUUUCUGGCGCUCAGGACGAGUGCAGCACUGUCGCAUUCACUCCCGUCAAGAGGCCGGAAGCCCCAAAUUCUACCUGACUGAUAACCUUGUAUUUGAUACCCUUUUUGCCCUCAUCAACCACUACCAGCAGGUGGCGUUGCGCUGCAAUGAAUUUGAAAUGAAGUUGACGGAACCUGUGCCGCAGACCAAUGCCCAUGAGAGCAAAGAGUGGUACCAUGCGAACCUGUCCAGGAGUCAUGCUGAGAACAUGCUAAUGAGAGUUCCCAGAGAUGGCGCUUUCCUUGUCAGGAAAAGGGCUGAAUCCAACUCAUUUGCCAUUUCCUUCAGGGCUGAGGGAAAAAUUAAGCACUGUCGAGUACAACAGGAAGGUCAAACUGUGGUGCUGGGCACUUCAGAGUUUGACAGCCUUGUAGAUCUUAUCAGCUACUAUGAGAGGCAUCCUCUGUAUCGCAAAAUGAAGCUGCGAUAUCCCAUUAAUGAGGACACACUGGAAAAAAUCGGCACUGCUGAGCCCGACUAUGGGUCAUUGUAUGAGGGCAGAAAUCCUGGAUUUUAUGUGGAAGCCAAUCAGAUGCCUACCUUUAAGUGCACAGUAAGAGCAAUGUAUGAGUACAAAGCCCAAAGAGAUGAUGAGCUCUCCUUCACUAAAAAUGCCACCAUCUCUAAUGUAGACAAACAGGAAGGAGGAUGGUGGAAGGGAGACUGUGGAGGGAAGAAGCAGCUGUGGUUUCCCGCAAACUAUGUUGAGGAGAUCAGUCCAUCAGCUGCAGAGCCAGACAGAAGCGAGAUGACAGAAAACAGUCCUCUGGGAGAUCUGCUGAGAGGAAGUGUGGACGUCUCCUCCUGCCAGAUUGUUGUGCGACCUGAGGGUAAAGGAAGCAGGCCACAUGUUUUCUCUCUGGUGCCGACCACGGCCAUGCGGACGGGCCCGGUACUGGAAGUUGCUGCCAGCAGCCAGGAGGAGUUAAAGGAGUGGGUGCUCAAGAUCCGUGACGUCGCGAUGACUUCAGAGGCCAAGCUGGAGGAGGGAAAGAUGAUGGAGAGAAGGAAGAAGAUUGCACUGGAGUUAUCUGACUUGGUUGUCUACUGUAGACCUGUGCCCUUUGAUGAAGACAAGAUCGGCACAGAGCGCGCCUGUUUCCGAGACAUGUCUUCCUUUCCCGAGACCAAGGCGGAGAAGUACGUCAAUAAGAUCAAAGGGAAGAAGUUCCUGCAGUACAAUAGACUGCAGCUAUCCAGGAUCUACCCACGAGGCCAGAGACUGGACUCCUCAAACUACGACCCUCUGCCCAUGUGGCUCUGUGGCUCGCAGCUUGUAGCACUAAACUUCCAGACAGCAGAUAAGCCCAUGCAGAUGAACCAGGCCUUGUUCAUGCUGAACGGAAGGAGCGGGUAUGUCCUCCAGCCCCCCAUCAUGAGGGACGACAACUUCGAUCCCUUUGACAGACACACACUGCGGGGUCUCGAGGAAGUCACUCUUCAGAUCGAGGUAUUGGGUGCAAGGCACCUACCCAAGCACGGGCGUGGCAUCGUUUGCCCUCUCAUCGAGAUUGAAGUGUGCGGGGCCGAGUAUGACAGUGUCAAGCAAAAAACAGACUCUGAAGCUGACAACGGUCUGAAUCCCACUUGGCCCAGAAAGCCGUUCCAGUUCGUAGUUUGCAAUUCAGCCUUCGCCUUCCUUCGCUUUGUGGUCUACGAAAUUGACAUGUUCAGCGAUCAGAACUUCCUGGCUCAAGCCACAUUCCCCAUUCACAGCCUGAAGACGGGUUAUCGCUCAGUCCCUCUGAAGAACAGCUUCAACGAGGACCUGGAGUUGGCCUCGUUGUUGGUCCACAUGGACAUUGUCAGAGGAAGAAAUGAAAACGGCGAUAUUGUGUGCCCAUUCUCCGUCACCUCGUCGAUCGCGACGGCAGCCCAAACCGGACGGGAACGUUUCGGGGACCGCAGCUCUGUCUCGUCUACGUCCUCCAACGUCUCCCCAGUGCCCCAGUCGCCGGGCCAGGCCGUGGCAUCUUACAGGGGCCGAGAGGGCUCCUUCGACUCCCGCUACCAGUCACCCCUUGACGACUUCAGAGUGUCGCAGGAGCCGCUGCUGGACCACAUGGACCCGCAGAACCGAAGGAUGAUGCGGCGGACCAGAGUGGGCGGAGAGAACCGCGUCUAAGUCCCAAACUCCCCACUUGCACCCCCCUCCUCAUCCGCACGCCUCUGCCCGUACUGAUGAUGUCACUGACUGCUGUGAACACUGUUUCCAUGGAAACACCCACCACCGCUUUGGCCUACAUUUCAGGCAGCUCACACAGCUCUGACCCGCAACCCCCGCCCGUCAGCCCAGCCCACUCGCCGUCGGAGAGGGAUGGGACCGUGACGCCAGAGAGGAAGAUUAGCUGCACAAAGAGGAAAGACGUUCGAGAGAGCAAAAGUUCCAAACGGUUUCCUGCUCCCUGUUUACUCAUCUCCGCAUAUAAACUCAAAUGUAUUUAUUCCUGCCGCUGACAGCUCGAGGACGAGUGGCACUCAACACGCUCUCAAAGAGCUCCCGUCUCCCAUGUCGUUAAUUAUUAUAAUUAUUUAAGCAUUCAUAAUGUGACGUCUCCAUUUCCUUUUUCUGUAUAUGUGUAAAACACGAGGGCUUCGCGACUGUUUUUAACGUCCCUCUCUUUGCGCUUUGGAGGAUACUAUGCACCUCCUAUGUAACUUUUCUUUUUUGGGGGGUGGAAAGGCAUCAGGAAAAAGUCAUAGCUGGUGAGACGGCAGACGUAGCCAUUUUCUUUUUGUUACAUUCCAAACAGAUAUUGCACAUGAUUUCGUUUGUGCGUUACAAGCCAGUCUGGCACUGUUGAAGGUCAGUCACGCCGCUCUCAUGUCAACUCAAUUACAUUGAUGUAAUUUGAUUCAUGUCGGCAAGGAUUAUUUUUAUCGUGCUGCACUAUUGCGAACGUGUUGUCAAAGUUCCUUGUUUUUGGUUUGCCAGCCCGCAAAAGGGGGAAAAUAUGCCAUAUUUUAAUAAGUUAGACCACUGCCGUCACGUGUUUUCGAGAGUUGACGUUUCACUGCCGCCAUGCUUUCAUUUAAAUGGAAUUACCGUAACCAUCUUCAUUCACUCCUUUGGCUUUGCAGGCGGGGAUGCCUCUGCUUUUUCGGAUGAAUGUCAAGGUGCCUUCAAUGGGUGUGCGUAGAGCUUGUAUACAAACUUUGCCUGUUUGUUUUCACUGUUAUGAUGUAGUCAGUAUUGUUGCUCAGUGUUUGGCCACUGAGACACACCGAAGCCAUAAGGUAUAAUGUGAUAGAGGUAAGUGCAAGGAUGUUCGGGGACACCCGUGUGAAGGUUUUUUUAGCGUCACGCAUCCUGCAUCAAUAGCUGUCCAUGCUGCAUUACUACUAAUGUGCCCAAGCGUUCACCUACAUACAACUCAGCUGUUUUGACUGACAGUAUCUACGAUGCGCAGUGAGAAAAUGUUGCUUGUGCGCUCAAUUUGUUUUUGUACACUUUUUUUUUUUUUUUUUGACUCAUGCAGUUUGGGGUUGAAAGCAGUCAAAUGGCUGACAUUCCCACAAUACUUAACUUUGGAUGUCCGUGCAGGGCCCUUAAGUGUCUUUUUGUUUCUUCAUUGAUAGUCUCGCCUUUCUGUAAUGUGCCUAAACUAUAGAGAGGAAAAGUAUUCAUUUUAAUUUUGCCUUUCAUAAACAUAUUCAACCCUGAGAAAUAAAAUACCUACUACUUUAUACAAUGCUGUCUCAAUUCCUCUGCAUAGAGAUGCAUGCAUGCAUGCAUGUUCAUUUUGUUAUAAACCAUUUGUGUUUGUGAAAUCCAAAUAUUAACCCACGGAGAAAACCUUUCAUGGCAUUUCUUUAUUCUGCAAAUAACUACCUGUAAAAAUGAUACAUUAAACCUAAGUAGGGAACUUUGGA